UCAAACAGUUCAACUUGAGCUCAAUCAGUGGGGGCUCAAUUUGUCUCAAGGUUCACCAAAUUAGUACUUAAGUACAGUAGUCAGUAAGUAGUACACUACCUCUGCUCUAGUCCUCUCUUUUCCUCCCAAUUUCAUAACCGUUGCCUGAGAAAGCGCGGGAAAUUCGGACUAUCAAUGGCAGAAAAUGGUAUCUUUCCAAUUCCUCCUCAGUUCUUUCCAGCCAACAGAUUAUAUCUUUCUUUCUUCUUCAAUUUGAUAGUCUUUUGCUUAUUUAUUUUUUCUGUUGGUUUUUGUAACCCUAACCCCAUUUUUCUGCAAACCCUAAUUUUAGAACAAUGGCUAGUGAUAAAAUCCAUAAGCCUCUAUAUCCAGAAGUAACUCAAUCAAACCCUGAAUCCAUCCCUAAGUACCACUCAAAUGAUUCAAAACCAUCAUCAUCAUCAAACUUGUAUCCAACAAUAGUUGUUGAAGAAUAUGUUGAAAAUCUCUUCCCACAUUGCGAAGAACCUCUUCAUAAUCCCAAUUCUAAUCCACCACCAACAGCUCCAACAGAACCAAUCGAAGAAAUUAUACUUACAAUCCCUGGUGCAAUUGCUCAUUUGAUAGAUAAAAAAUAUAGUGUUGAAUUAGCAUCUGGUGAUUUAUCGAUUCUUAGGCUUCGUCAAGGUAUUCACGUUGUAGCUGUUCUUGCUCGUAUUGGUGAUGAGAUCCAAUGGCCUCUUGGAAAAGAUGAAGCCGCUGUUAAAUUAGAUGAAUCACAUUACUUUUUCUCGCUUCGUGUUCCGCCUACAGAUGAUUGGGAUUCUAGUGAUGACGACGAGGAUCAUCAUAAAGGAAAUGAGUCUGAGAGUAUAUUGAAUUAUGGUGUAACAUUUGCAUCAAAAGGACAAGAAUAUUUGCUGAAGGAAUUUGAUAAGAUUUUGGAGACUUAUAUUAGUUUUUCUGUUCAGAAGGUAUCAAAGAAAUCUGAGGUAUUGGAUGGAUUGAUGGCUAAGGAGACAUCGCCAGCGGAGUUAACUCCAGAGAAGCAGAAGGAUAUGGAGAAAUUGGCUGCGGCUUAUUGGACGACGUUGGCUCCAAACGUAGAGGAAUAUAGUGGGUUUGUUGCUAAGGCCAUUGCAGUAGGAUCUGGUCAGGUGAUUAAGGGAAUACUGUGGUGUGGGGAUGUUACAAUUGAUAGGUUGAAAUGGGGAAAUGAAUUUUUGCUUAAGAGGAUGGCUCCCUGUGCUGAACAAUCAGAAGUUAGCCCUGAAGUAAUGAAGAGAAUAAAAAGGGUUAAGAGAAUCACCAAGAUGUCAGAGAAAGUGGCAACUGGAAUACUUUGUGGGGUUUUGAAGGUCUCAGGAUACUUCUCGAGUUCAGUUGUGAACUCCAAAGUGGGAAAGAAAUUCUUCAGUAUGCUCCCGGGGGAAGUCGUUCUUGCUUCCCUGGAUGGAUUAGGGAGGGUUUGUGAUGCUUUUGAAGUAGCUGGAAAGAAUGUCAUGUCAACAUCAUCCACCGUCACAACAGGACUUGUUUCACACAGGUAUGGAGAAAAAGCAGCAGAGGUAACGAAUGAAGGGCUAGACGCUGCAGGGCAUGCUGCUGGAGCCGCAUGGGCUGUUCUGAAGAUACGUAAAGCGCUCAACCCUAAGAGUGCAAUCAAACCCACUACCCUUGGGAAGUCAGCUUUUAAGUCCGCAGCUGAAGAUUUUAAGUCUAAGUACAAAAAGUAGCCUAUAUGGAUCUCAAUCUGAAUCCCCAUAUUCUUACAUGAAGCAAGGUUCCAGCAACGAGGUAUGCAUUUCAUUUGUUCAUUUUUCCACAAAUUCUGUAAUAUACUAAGCUCUAUUUGAGCAUACCUAGAUACAUAUUAACUAGAUCAGACAUAGACACAUCUCCUCAGGUGUUGCUUAAUUACAGGACCUUGUGAAUAUAACUUGUAUUAUGCUAAUUACAUUUAGUCGCAGCAUAUAAAAAUAAAUCUUCUUAUAUAUGGAUUGUUACAUUUCUUCUUUUGGA
This is a messenger RNA of Papaver somniferum (opium poppy), 2001 nucleotides long. Its product is annotated as protein EARLY-RESPONSIVE TO DEHYDRATION 7, chloroplastic-like. Lineage: Eukaryota; Viridiplantae; Streptophyta; Magnoliopsida; Ranunculales; Papaveraceae. Gene Ontology annotation, cellular component: plasma membrane. The coding region runs from base 336 to 1715 and encodes 459 amino acids. The transcript is spliced from 4 exons. The record is from RefSeq and is a predicted model, not a curated record.